Messenger RNA from Fusarium pseudograminearum CS3096, 1557 nucleotides. RefSeq lists its product as uncharacterized. The transcript has a single exon. The coding region runs from base 1 to 1557 and encodes 518 amino acids. Gene Ontology annotation, cellular component: U4/U6 x U5 tri-snRNP complex. The record is from RefSeq and is a predicted model, not a curated record. Gene Ontology annotation, molecular function: U6 snRNA binding; protein binding; U4 snRNA binding. Gene Ontology annotation, biological process: mRNA splicing, via spliceosome. NCBI's taxonomy places the organism in Eukaryota, Fungi, Ascomycota, Sordariomycetes, Hypocreales, Nectriaceae.
AUGAUGCACCCAUCGCGGCAGGCGUAUGUCGAGGAUGCCGAACCUCAAGGCAUCGCACUUGAAGAUAUUCCCGAUGACCACGACUAUGAUAUUUCCAUGGGAGGAACCGGUGUUCCAUCGGAAAAGGCUUCCGCAAUCCUCAACCAAUUCAAUCGCAAGCGCUUGGCAGCAACGAUAGCAGUUCCCACCGAUGACACACGAGUCCGCGCGAAGCUCCGGGAGAUGGGCGAGCCUGUCACACUCUUCGGAGAGGCGCUUGUUGACCGACGAGAUCGUUUGCGCGAGCUUCUCACGAUCCAGGCCGAGAUUACAGGGUUAGAGAAUGGCGAUAUCGACAUGGGAGACGCCGACGACGAUCAGGAGGAAGACCAGGAGGAAGAAUUCUACUCGAGAGGCGGACCUGAACUUCAACAAGCGCGAUUGAAGAUUGCCGAGUACUCUCUACCACGAGCGAAGAAGAGGACGCAAUUCCAAAAGGCCGAGUCCACGAUUCCAUUACGCACCCAUGUCAAGUUUCGCAAACAGGUCAAGGAGAGAUUACAAGCAUUCGAACUUCAAGGUAGUCAGACUGUCGGUGAGCGCCAUGUCAGCAUGACGCGUAUAUCGCCCAACGGUGAGCUGGUGGCCGUGGGCAACUGGGGCGGCCAAGUCAAGCUGGUCGAAAUACCAAGCUUGAACCAAAAGAUGAACUUCCGCGGUCAUACCAACAAGAUCAGCGGUUUGUCCUGGUUCCCUGGUGCCACUCUUCAGGAAAACAAUGUGUCGCCCGAUUCCGUUAACCUGGCAUCGGGCGGUGCCGAGGGAUCUAUCCACAUGUGGUCUCUGAACCAAGAUACUCCCUUGGCAACCCUCGAAGGACACUCGCAGCGAGUAUGUCGUAUCGAGUUCCAUCCUUCCGGUCGCCAUCUGGCCUCUGCAUCUGAGGAUACAUCAUGGCGCCUCUGGGAUGUUGAAACAACCACAGAAGUCCUUCUGCAAGAAGGUCACUCAAGAGGUGUCUAUGCUGUCAGCUUCAAUACUGAUGGCUCCCUACUUGCCAGCGCGGGUCUCGACAGUAUUGGCAGAAUCUGGGAUCUGAGAUCUGGGCGCACAGUUAUGAUUUUGGACGGACACCUCGACGGUCACAUCAAGCCUAUCCAUGCCCUAGACUGGAGCUCCGAUGGACAUAGAGUGCUAUCUGGGUCGGCUGAUGGCUGGAUCAAGUGCUGGGACGUUCGAAAGGUUCAAAGAACAGGUGGUGUUGGUGCGCACACCAGCGCUGUCUCUGAUAUGCGAUGGUACAAGGGUCUCGAUGACCCCCUUACUGGUAUUCCGCCCGGCGUCGACGAAAAGGGCGCGCAGCUACCCAAGAAGUCCGGCACUUUCUUCAUCUCGAGUGGCUUUGACAGAAACGUCAAGGUAUUCUCGGCCGAUGACUGGACACUGGUGCAAACACUCAGUGGCCACACAGGUCCAGUUGCCAGUGUAGACUACAGCAGGGACGGCAAGUGGAUUGUCAGUGGAGGCCACGAUCGCACAGUCAAACUCUGGGGGCGAAACGAUGGCGAGGGAAUCUAA